Messenger RNA from Meyerozyma guilliermondii ATCC 6260, 1218 nucleotides. RefSeq lists its product as uncharacterized. Lineage: Eukaryota; Fungi; Ascomycota; Pichiomycetes; Serinales; Debaryomycetaceae. The transcript has a single exon. The record is from RefSeq and is a predicted model, not a curated record. The coding region runs from base 1 to 1218 and encodes 405 amino acids.
AUGAUUACUUCGGCAUUGGCGCUAGCGAGCUCGUUGCUCUAUUUCGUGUUUCCACUUCUCCUCACCCUAAAGACCAUAUCUGAUAUUUCAGAUCCUGUUCGAACAAGCCAAAGAGCCAUUUUCUUGCUACAUUAUUGGUUAUGUUACUGGUUUAUUGGACAGAUGCAGACCAUUGUUUCCAUUGCUUCUCUCGCAGGGUUUCCAUUGAGCUCUGAUUUUACGUCUAUUUUGUUUUCUGGAGUUAAAAUGUGGCUCUUUUAUUACCAUGGAUGCUUGGUAGUACCACGAGUGUUAUUGCAACCAUUCUUGUGUCGAUUUUUCCGAACAAACACGUUUGUGCAAUUUGAGAGUUUGUAUGUCGAGCCAAUGGCCAGACUGCUUCCUUCGAGCGCUUUAUUUGCAUCAGAUUUGGGUUUUUUGACGUCAUACGCCCGGUUCCAUAGUGCCUACACUCGGGCUGGAACUUCGUUUUUAUCGUUCUGCCUCGACCAAAUCUGCUACAUUGAUUCCGACAAAAUGCUCCUCCAGCGCUAUCACAACUUGACCAGCACGACAAUGCUGUGGCUAAAUUAUGUGCGGACAUAUGUUGAUCCCCAACCUGCGAUGCAUCAUCAUGAUCGCAGCCAUUCGCAAACAUUCUCCCCAAAAUCAUUCCAGCUCCUGCCCCCGCAAGUGCCCGCAACUAUGUUCCCCGUCAGUUCCUCCAAGUCAGUUCCCAGACUGUCGUCAAAAACCUACAAUUUAGACCUUGACUUCUUCACUCGCCGAAAGAACGACAAUGGUAGCUCCAGUCCCAAAUUGGAUUACCUCGACAUAGGUCAGGACGACACAUUCGACUCUGUUGACGACUCGAUGGAGUUUCUUUCCAAACCUCACAAAGACCUGCCUCGAACCAUCAGGAAAGUUGGAUCCGUUUCAAGUCUCACUAAUGUGGCUGACGAACUACCUCUCAUGGGCUCUCGGCUGCGCUCACAUCUGACCUCCAAGGCUGAAAAAUCCACAACUGACCGAAUCAUCAACCCACUCACAAACAAACGAUCCUUUCUGACUCCUCAGGACCUUCCAUACCCAAUCGAAGAUACCCUUCCAGCGCACCCCAGUCCCGAGACAUUCUUGGCAUCUCGACAAUCUCAAUCGCUGUCGCUGUUGAACGGUCAUACAAUUGAUCCCAUCAAAGUCAGAAAGCUAAAACGAAAGGAGCCGCCUAAGGAAUUUUAG